GGCGGGGACUCCGGACCGGAAGUGCGGCCCUGUCCGGUCUCUUUCUCCUUCCCCCACGGCUGUGCUGCAGUCGGUCGCGGGUCGCGGCUGUUCGGUUCUUUCUCUCGGUGUCGGUGUCCUCCACCCCGUUCGGUGCCCACGAUGAACACGGCGCUGUCCCGGGCUAACUCGCUCUUCGCUUUCUCGCUGAGUGUGAUGGCGGUGCUGACUCUCGGCUGUUUCCUCACCACAGCCUUCAAGGACCGGACUGUCCCGGUUCACAUUCAGGUCUCCAAAGUCAUGCUGAAAAAUGUGGAAGAUUUUACGGGACCCAGAGAAAGAAGUGACUUGGGAUUGAUCACAUUUGACUUAUCUGCAGAUUUGAAGCCAAUAUUUGACUGGAAUGUCAAGCAACUGUUCUUGUAUUUGUCAGCAGAGUACAAAACUAAGAAUAAUGCACUGAACCAAGUUGUUCUCUGGGACAAGAUUGUUCUUCGUGGCGAUAAGACAAAAUUGGAUCUGAAAGAUGUGAAGUCAAAAUAUUUCUUCUUUGAUGAUGGAAAUGGCCUCAAGGGUAAUGAAAACAUCACUUUAACUCUGUCCUGGAAUGUGGUUCCAAAUGCUGGGAUUCUGCCUCUUGUAACGGGUACAGGUCACAGUUCUGCUGCCUUUCCAGAUUCCUAUGAGAUGACAAAGAACUAUUGAACUUUUGACUGAUUUCCUUUUGUUAUAUUACCUUCUAUUGUUGUAAUUUGAAGCUCAUAACUUGGAACAUAUUUUUAUAUCCAAAUAUCAUGUUUGUGUGGCUGGGGUGAAAAUAAAUCUAAAAAUUCACCCAAGUGAAAAGAAAAUGGGUGAUGGUUUUGUAUUUUUUGUAACAGGCGCACAAGAAAUCCUUUUACAUUGUAAUGUUUGUGUCCAGAUUCAAUUCCCAUUGUAAAAUUAAGCAGGGAGAGGUGUUGGAGACAUUUAUUUCCGUGCACUAAUCUCUUAGUUCCUCCACUCUCCCACCCUCCCAAGUCUGGAAAACACCUUCUCCCUCUAGUGUUCAAUUGUGCACAGCAGACAUUGGCAGUGCACUGUUUACAACAUGAAUUUCAGUUUCUUUUCCAAAGCCAGAACUCAUGUUACAACUUUGCCAGCCAUUCAGUGUACUGAGAAGGGAGGGAACUCAGUCUCAACUGUGCUUUCUUUGCUUCCCCAGCCCUAACCGAAAUAAAAGGCCACUUUGACUCAUUUUGCAUCCUUGAAGAAAAUGACUCCUUUCCUAAUAAUUAUGGUACUUCGUAAUUCUUCCUCUAACUUCUCAAACUCUAGUCUAAAGCUGUAAAAAGUCUCUGUUUAUUCAACAGGGUAAGGAUUUUCUUUUUACAAUAAAACAAAAUUGAAUCCUAUUUCUCCGAUAUGGACGGGCUGUUUUAUUUCAGGACUGUUCAUGUUUUUCUUUGCAUAUUGAAAACACACAGUAAAUUGAAGCAUGAGUAUUUAUAUCGAGUGAUCUGAAGACAAUUGCUGGAGUCUAAAAUUUGCUUGUAUCCUACAGCACAACAGCUUUUAUAUUGUAUAAUUACUGUGAAUUGCAACAAAUAUAUCAGUGUACGUAUUCUGUGGAACAGAAUAUCUUAA
Stegostoma tigrinum is the source of this 1605-nucleotide messenger RNA. RefSeq names its product signal peptidase complex subunit 3 (gene spcs3). Gene Ontology annotation, biological process: protein targeting to ER. The transcript has 5 exons. Bases 142 to 684 code for a protein of 180 amino acids. Gene Ontology annotation, cellular component: signal peptidase complex; membrane. The record is from RefSeq and is a predicted model, not a curated record. Lineage: Eukaryota; Metazoa; Chordata; Chondrichthyes; Orectolobiformes; Stegostomatidae.